AAAUUGCUUUUGAUAAUGAAGUAGAAAUAGGAACAUAGGUUUGCAUCACAGUUUUCUCUGCUAAACAUUCAAGUCAGCUAGGGAGAAUUCGUAACACUGAAGAAAAAUCUCUCCUUCAUUCAGGCAGCAUAAGGAAGUUUUAUUCUGUUUCAGCAUGUGUGUUAAAUUGUUGCAAUUAUUAUUCACACUGAACACAAGGAAGGUCCAUACUCCAUUUCAUUGUGCCCAUCUUCAGCAAAGCAAACCCACCUUCCUUGGCCAGCUCUGCGCCUCUGUGCAGCUUUCUUUCCAGCUCUUACUAGCUGCCUUCCUUCUAACCAGAACUGAUGAAUGUUUUUAGAGAAAAAGGAUUGCAAACAAGCAAAAUAGCACAAAGCCAGUGGACAGACCUAGUGAUAGGAAGCUUACGGGGUGAUUAAAGAGAAGUAUCCCAAUUUCACCCCCAAGUGGUUUGUGUCAGCGAUGAAAGCUAGCACUACAAGACUUUUGCAGCAGCACCACCACCAGCGCCGGUUGGUGCUAUCUGCGCUCCUCACACUGUCCCCCCGUCCCCUCCGCAGUGUGCAUCUCGACCUCCAGCCUGGAGAUGGACCCACCGUGGCCACUGUGCUGCCGCCCUUCCUCUGACUGCCCAGUCUUUCCUCAGACCUGCACCCCUCUACUGCACGACCUCCAAGGAAACCCACAGCCCGGGGGUCCCCUCCUGGCCUGUGCCCCUCCACCCUCGCCCGAAGGCCCCUCGCAGCCCACGCGUGAGGCACAUGGGCCCGGGACUGCAAGUAGGCCCCGGCGGCGCCGACAGGCAGGCGGGCGGGCUGCUAGGUGGGGGGCGUCUCCUUCCUCCUCCGCCCCUUCCCGCCGCCGCCGCCUCUGCCCUCCUCCCCCCCCGCCUCCGGCUCAGGAGAUGCUGCUGCAGGCGGUGGGGGGGAGGGGGCUCCUCCCUGCGUCAGGAGGUGCGGCUCCCCCGGCCCGCCACCGCCCUCCCCCUUCCUCUCCCCCUGACGCUUUUAUGUCCGUCUUUAAACGCUGCCGCCGCAGCCAGGGUUGGGUACAUGUGCGCGCCGUCGCCGUCUGUCCGCCGCUGAGCUCCGCUCGCUGCCUCGCGCCCGCGGGGGCACCCGGCUCCUUCCCGCUGCCGGCGGGCGGAGGAGAUACUUUCAGUAGGACAAACAUUCUGAUACAGAAGUCCUUAUUUUUGAUUCCCUGCUAUCAAGGACUCAGGCAGCAUCUUUAUUCUACUUCUUCAAUUUUUUUUUGCCAAGCAGAGGGAGAGCUUUCUUCAGCACUUCUCCAUCUGUCCAAACUGAACUUGACUUCUGUAUUUUUCUCAUAUUACAAAUGCCUAAAAACAGCAAGGUAGUGAAAAGAGACCUAGAUGAUGAGGUCAUUGAGUCAGUUAAGGACCUUCUUUCUAAUGAAGACUCUUCAGAUGAUGCCUUUAAGAAGAGUGAGCUGAUGGUUGAUGAUCAGGAAGAAAAAGAUGUGGAUGUUGAAGAAGGCUCAGAUGUGGAAGAUGAAAGACCUGCUUGGAAUAGCAAACUCCAAUACAUUCUGGCACAAGUUGGAUUUUCUGUAGGAUUAGGGAAUGUGUGGCGAUUCCCGUAUCUGUGUCAGAAAAAUGGUGGAGGUGCCUAUCUUGUGCCAUAUUUAAUCUUGCUACUGAUCAUAGGGAUUCCGCUCUUUUUCUUGGAGCUUUCUGUGGGGCAGAGAAUCCGCCGAGGGAGUAUCGGUGUAUGGAAUUAUAUCAGCCCUAAACUUGGAGGAAUUGGGUUUGCAAGUUGUGUAGUAUGUUUCUUUGUGGCUCUGUACUACAAUGUCAUUAUUGGAUGGAGUCUGUUUUACUUUUCCCAGUCUUUUCAGCAUCCAUUACCAUGGGACCAGUGUCCUCUAGUUAAAAAUGCAUCCCAUACAUUUGUGGAGCCAGAGUGUGAAAAGAGUUCUGCGACGACCUAUUACUGGUACAGAGAAGCACUGAAUAUUUCCAGCUCUCUGUCAGAGAGUGGGGGUUUAAACUGGAAGAUGACUGUCUGCCUGCUUGCUGCCUGGGUCAUGGUAUGCCUAGCCAUGAUCAAAGGCAUUCAGUCUUCUGGCAAAAUCAUGUACUUUAGUUCACUUUUCCCUUAUGUGGUACUCUUGUGCUUUCUAGUCAGAGGACUUCUCCUCAAUGGAUCAUUGGAUGGAAUUCGUCACAUGUUCACACCUAAGCUUGAAAUAAUGCUGGAGCCCAAGGUCUGGAGAGAAGCUGCUACUCAGGUGUUCUUUGCCUUAGGGCUUGGAUUUGGUGGAGUCAUUGCCUUUUCAAGCUACAACAAGAGAGACAACAACUGCCAUUUUGAUGCUGUACUGGUGUCCUUCAUCAAUUUUUUCACUUCUGUGCUGGCAACCUUGGUGGUGUUUGCAGUUCUGGGCUUCAAAGCCAAUAUCAUAAAUGAGAAAUGUGUUAUCCAAAAUUCAGAGAAGAUUUUAAAACUUUUGAAAACAGGAAAUCUGAGCCAAGAUAUGAUCCCACAUCAUAUCAAUUUCUCAAGCAUUACAGCAGAAGAUUACAAUUUAGUUUAUGAUAUUAUUCAGAAAGUUAAAGAAGAAGAGUUUGAUUCUCUUGGCUUGAAAUCUUGUCAAAUUGAAGAUGAGCUUGACAAGGCUGUUCAAGGAACUGGUUUAGCUUUUAUUGCCUUUACAGAAGCAAUGACCCACUUUCCUGCUUCUCCCUUCUGGUCAGUCAUGUUCUUCCUUAUGUUGGUAAAUUUGGGACUUGGGAGCAUGUUUGGAACCAUUGAAGGCAUCAUCACACCCAUUGUUGAUACUUUCAAAAUUAGGAAAGAAAUUCUUACUGUCAUCUGCUGCUUGGUAGCAUUUUUUAUUGGCCUGAUCUUUGUGCAGCGCUCUGGAAAUUAUUUUGUCACGAUGUUUGAUGACUACUCAGCUACUCUGCCCCUGCUUAUUGUGGUCAUUUUGGAGAACAUUGCAGUUACUCGAAUUUAUGGAAUAGAAAAAUUCAUGGAGGAUCUGAAAGAUAUGCUUGGAUUUUCUCCAAGCCAGUAUUAUUACUACAUGUGGAAGUAUGUUUCACCUUUAGUAUUGUUAUGUUUGCUGGUAGCUAGUAUUGUCCAAAUGGGAUUAAGUCCUCCAGGCUACAAUGCAUGGAUUGAAGAUACGGCUACAGAAGAGUUCCACAGCUACCCAACAUGGGGAAUGAUUGUCUGUAUAUCUCUGAUGGUAUUGGCCAUACUGCCAGUCCCAAUAGUCUUAAUAGUGCGCCGCUGCAACCUUAUUGAUGACAGCUCUGGUAGCUUGGCAUCUGUAUCCUACAAAAGAGGCCGGAUAAUAAAGGAACCUGUUAAUCUGGAGGGAGAUAAUACAAGCCUAAUUCAUGGAAAGAGUCCAAGUGAAGUGCCAUCUCCAAAUUUUGGGAAAAACAUAUAUCGAAAACAGUCUGGAUCACCAACUCUGGACACUGCUCCAAAUGGGCGCUACGGUAUUGGAUACCUAAUGGCAGAUAUGCCUGAUAUGCCAGAAUCUGACUUGUAAUUGCAGAAAAAAAUGUUCUCUGUUUCUCCUCUUGUUGAUCAUGGCUCCCCUAAAAGAGGUGGUAUAUUCACACACUAGGGUGCGAUCUCAGGUGCUCCAUAGUGGCAGUCUUGAAAAUGUUAUGACUGUCUCUACAGGUUGAGAAAACUCCCUUUGGAUUAAUGCUCUGAGUUUCAUUUGCACUGAAGAGAAGAAAUGAAAAAUCAGUGUCAGCCUACAUCUGCCAGUGUAGCUGAGAAUUUUUUUUUUUAAUUAAUUUCUAAAUUUAAAUCUUUCUAUCACUGAAGCCCAGGUCCCACUCAGAUUAUGUAAUAUUUCUGAGGUAAUGUCACUGGAAAUCUUUUUUUUUUUUUUCCCUGCUUCCAGAUUAACUCCCCAGUAUUAAAAGUGAGCUCUGAAGUAGUUCACCAAACCCAUGUUUGUGCACACAUUUGUAUAUACCUUAUGUAGAUAUGCUGUACUUAUUUUGUUAGCACUGAUAAUUACCUAGGCUAUUAGCUGAGUAAAAAACCUGCAAACUAUUUUCUUAUGUAAUAUCUGUAUAGAGCAAUAGUAUUAGAAAAUCAAGGAGUAGACUUAUGGGAAGGCAAGAAAAGAUUCCCUGUUCAUUGGGGACUGCAUAAACUGUCUGUAUUUGUAUACGAGGGCUGUUAAGAAAGUAAUGCCUCCUAUUUUAUUAUACUGGCCCAUGACAUCAGAAGUGGAUGCUGGUGAUACAGCAGUAGAGGGAGAACCUUCCCACCAAUAUUCCAUUACAUUUUGUUGCCAUGUGACAGAUGGCAUCAGAGGGGUAGUCUAACAAAUGGUGUCUGACAUGGAAGUGCCUAUGAAGCAAAGGUGUCACUGAAGUCCUCCAUGGGAAAAAAAAUGGCAUCCAUUGACAUUCAUCAAAACUUGCUGAACAUUUACGGUGACCAAAUAAUGGAUAUGAGCAGACUGAGGCUGUGGAUGGUGUGUUUCAAGAGUGGUGACAGCGAUGUGAAGGGCAAGCCACGUUCUGGAUGGCCAUGCACAAAUGUCAUACCACAAAAUAAAGAGUGUCUUGAUCAAUGCAUCUGUGCAAGUCUGCAGAUUACAACUAGGGAACUGUGUAUGGAGAUGAAUAUCAGCUUCAAUGCAUUGGUAACAAUGGUGGCAAUAUUGGAAUAUCACAAAGUUUGCACCAGGUAAGUCCCACAAAUGGUCAUAUAGGGAAAGAAAGAACACUGUACUCAAAUUUGUCAGGACCAAGGCUGAAGGUGACAGUGUCCUGGAUUGCAUCACUACUGGUGAUGAGAUGUGGUAUCACUAACGUGAGCUGGAGUCAAAGCCGCAGUCCAUGGAGCAGUGGCAUAUAAAUUCCUGAUCAAAGAGUAAGUUUAAAACACAGCCUUCAGCAGGUAAAGUGACAUGCACUGUCUUUUGGGAUGAUCCUUCUGGACUUCUUGGAACCCAGAUAAACUAUCAACCCUGACCACUACAUAAGGACUGAAGGCUCAAACUUCCAGGGUCAGGCCAGAGAAGAAGAUAACUUUUCUCUUGAAAUACAAUGAUGCCAGGCCCCAUGAUAGUUUGGCAGUGUGCUCCACAAUCUUCAAUCUUGGAUGGACUGUCCUACCACAUCCACUGUAUAGUCCAGAUUUGGUGCCUUCUGACUUCUGUCUUUUCAGGCUGAUGAAAGAUGGA
Messenger RNA from Numida meleagris (helmeted guineafowl), 5193 nucleotides. It is a transcript of the gene SLC6A15, whose product is annotated as solute carrier family 6 member 15. The record is from RefSeq and is a predicted model, not a curated record. Gene Ontology annotation, cellular component: plasma membrane. Gene Ontology annotation, biological process: sodium ion transmembrane transport; L-leucine transport. The transcript has 12 exons. Bases 1339 to 3528 code for a protein of 729 amino acids. Gene Ontology annotation, molecular function: proline:sodium symporter activity. NCBI's taxonomy places the organism in Eukaryota, Metazoa, Chordata, Aves, Galliformes, Numididae.